AUGAAUGAUGUUGAAACACUCCUUUCACAAUUACCUGUAUUAAAGCAUCUUCGAUUACUCUUUCCAAGGUGUGAACCUAAUUCUGGAUUAUUUGAUGGUUAUAGAUGGGAGAAGUUCAUCCGAACGAAAUUAUCUCUGUUGAAUAAUUUUGAAUUCUCAUUCGACGUUUUAAAACGUUUUAAUUCAAAUGAUGUUACAACAGAAUCGUUAAUUGCAUCGUUUCGAACUCAAUUCUGGCUUAAAGAUAAAAAUUGGUUUAUCAAGUGUAAUCUUCAAGAAGAAAUAGUUGGUGAAGUAUUUCAUCUAUAUUCAAUACCACUCUUUAAGAAGUAUGUCACAUAUCCAGAGUAUCAAAACGCAAUUCAACAUUCGACAUCGAACAUAGCUGAUAAUAAUGCAACAAUCAUUGUUAAUACAUCUGAGCUAUCCUUGGACUUGGACAAAAUGAUAUUUAAUGAAUCUCAACAAAAUGUUAGCAUUAUUUUAAUUAGUUCAACACCAAAUUAUUUCUUUCAAAAUGUAACAAAACUUUGUCUCAGCAUCAAUCAAACAUGGUCUAUAGAUUUAAUAAAACAUCUUUCAACAACUGUUAAUCUAUCGUGUCUUAAAAAAUUGACGUUAAUACUUUGGUCUAAGUCUGAAACUAUAAGUUUUCAUGAAGGUGCUAAAAUUCUAUUCAAUCAAACUUCGAACCUUCGUUCAAUUGAACUAAUGUGUGAUUAUGAUACAGUAGGAAAGUUAUUUCUGACUGACAUCCUUUCAAAUUUACCUUGCCAUGUCAAACAUCUUGAAACUAGUAUUCUCAAUGUGGAGCACGCGACAAUGAUAUUGGAGAGAGCUGAAUAUUUAUCAAAUGCCAAGUUUCGAGUAUUUAAUGGAUAUGAAUUUUGGACUCAUAUCACUAAAUGGCUCUCCCAAAAUGGAAGAGAAGCCACAAUUAAGGAAGAGCUUGUACCCCCUCUUUGUAAAACGGCACCACCUACAUGUUAUAUGUACCUGUGGUUUGAAAAUCGCAUGAAUAAACAAAUAGAUGCAUAA
Molecule: messenger RNA, 1038 nt
Organism: Rotaria sp. Silwood2
Lineage: Eukaryota; Metazoa; Rotifera; Eurotatoria; Philodinida; Philodinidae
Source: the annotation of a GenBank genome assembly